This is a messenger RNA of Papilio machaon (common yellow swallowtail), 1365 nucleotides long. Its product is annotated as glutamate receptor 1-like. Gene Ontology annotation, cellular component: membrane. The record is from RefSeq and is a predicted model, not a curated record. The coding region runs from base 166 to 1365 and encodes 399 amino acids. The transcript has 9 exons. Gene Ontology annotation, molecular function: ligand-gated monoatomic ion channel activity. NCBI's taxonomy places the organism in Eukaryota, Metazoa, Arthropoda, Insecta, Lepidoptera, Papilionidae.
AAACCAAUAGAUGAAAGUUUCGAACUACAAGAAAUUUAUAAAAUUUCAAACUCUGGACCACUAAAACAAUCAAUACGAGGUUAUUACAAUGGUAGCCUAUUUGACGUCAGACCUCACAGGGAACUAUUUCGGAGACGGAGAAACCUCACGAGACACGUUCUGACAAUGGCCAAUGUUAUACAAGACAGCAACACCACGCAAUACCAUUUGGAGGAUCGAUUAGAGGGACAGCAUGAUGCAAUAGCUAAGAUGUCGUGGAUGGUCGUGAAGCUCGCUUUUGAGAUGCUUAAUGCCACUCCGCAGUACAUUUUCAGUCACCGCUGGGGUUACAAACAAAAUGGCCGCUGGUCCGGCAUGAUUGACGACAUACUCAAUGGUAGAGCUGAUUUAGGUACCAACUGCGCGAUAUACACUGAGCGUUUAGACGUGGUCACUUACACUGAUAAUAUUGCCCCCUUUAAAGUCGGCUUCAUCUACCGCCAGCCUCCUCUCUCCUACGUCGCGAAUAUCUUUACCCUGCCCUUCUCCACCGAAGUGUGGCUGGCCAUUGCUGCCUGCGUAUCCUUCUCUACAGUCACACUGUAUAUCUCCAGUAAGUGGGAGACAAAGUAUGGCAGGACACAACUUGAUGGUAAUGUUAGCGAUGCGAUUCUUGUUACUGUUAGCGCGUUCAGUCAACAAGGAUGCACUCUUGAGCCAAGGAAAGCUUCGGGUCGCAUUAUGCUCUGGGUGGUGUUUUCUACACUAAUGUUGCUUUACGCAGCGUAUUCAGCCAACAUCGUCGUUCUGCUUCAAGCACCUUCAAGCGCUAUAAGGACAUUGACACAGUUAUCGCGUUCAAAAUUAACACUAGCUGGUAACGAUGUCGAUUACAACCAUUUUGUUUUUGGUAUGUACUCGGACCCAGUAAGAGUCGAAAUCACAAAGAAAGUAAAGCCCGCGAAAGGUCUGGCACAUUUUUACGAAAUUAAUAAGGGUGUGGAAAAAAUUCGACAGGGCUUAUUUGCAUUCCAUUCUAUUGUGGAGCCAGUUUACCGUCGUGUGGAACAGACAUUUCUUGAAAUGGAGAAGUGCGAUCUUGUGGAGGUUGACUUUAUGAUGGGAUUUGACCCCUCUGUGCCUGUUAAGAAGAAUUCGCCAUAUUUAGAGCUAUUGAGAGUGUGUUUUAAACAGAUUCGUGAGUCGGGUCUACGAUCAGCUCUGAACAAGCGUCACCAAGUGCAGAAACCUCAGUGCUCUCAGAAAGUGUCAGCGUUCAGCAGCGUUGGUCUCCGUGAUCUUCGACAAGUCUUGUUUCUGAUGCCGUACGGAAUUGUGAUUUCUAUUAUUAUACUUGUUAUUGAAAAUAUAUAUUACAGGAUGUAA